This is a messenger RNA of Plasmodium gaboni, 3726 nucleotides long. RefSeq names its product asparagine-rich antigen Pfa55-14. Gene Ontology annotation, molecular function: histone acetyltransferase activity; protein-N-terminal amino-acid acetyltransferase activity. Lineage: Eukaryota; Apicomplexa; Aconoidasida; Haemosporida; Plasmodiidae. The transcript has a single exon. The coding region runs from base 1 to 3726 and encodes 1241 amino acids. The record is from RefSeq and is a predicted model, not a curated record. Gene Ontology annotation, cellular component: Golgi membrane. Gene Ontology annotation, biological process: N-terminal peptidyl-methionine acetylation.
AUGAAUAAUAAUAAUUAUUAUUAUUAUAAGAAAUAUAAAAAUACUUAUAAGAAGACUAGCUUUCUUGAAUCAAAAUAUGAUAAGGUUGUAAACAAUGUGUUAGGUUUAUUUAAAAAAAAUAACAGACACAAAUUUCUUUCAACAUCUUCAGCCUUAUGUAAUGAUGUGCAUGAACAAAUAUUAAGUUCAAGAUUAUUUCUGGAUUUGUGUGAAGAAAAGGAAAUAUUAUUAUAUAAAAUAUUAAAGAAAUUGAAUAUAUUAAAUUUGAUUUAUUUCCGUUUUUUAAAAGAAGAAGAUAUCGAAGAUGUUCAUGAUUUACAUAAAGAAUUAUUUCCAGUAAAAUAUCAUUCAGAUUUUUAUUUCAGCAUAUGUAAUUUUGAUGAUAAUACAAUAAUAGAUGAUGAUAUUAUAAAAAUUAUGGAUAAAAUAACUAGUUCCUUUAAAAAAAGUACAAACACAAAAAGAUACAACAACAAUAAUAAUAAUAGUAAUAGUAAUAAUUGUAGUAAUAAUUGUAAUAAUGUAAAUUCAUAUGAUGAAUUGUCAACAAAUUGUUGGAAUAUAAAUGAUGAUGAAAUGAAUGAUAUGGACAAUUAUUAUGAUCAAGGUGAAUAUUUAGAAGAAACACAAAAUGAUAUUUUAAAUACAUUUAAUAAUUCAAUAGAUGAAAAUGGAACAGAAAAGAAAAAAAUAAAUAAAAAGUGGAAAGAAGAUCAAAUAUUUUCAGUGGGUGUAUUUUUACCAUUUUCUUUUAUCGAUUAUAUUAAUAGUGAUUAUAUAAAUAAAUUAUUAAAGAGAAAAUGUAUAGAAAAGUUGGGAGAAAAAGAUAUUUUACUAGACUAUAUAAAAUUUAUGGACGAUUCUAAUGCUAAAUAUGAAAAAAAUAAUACAAAUGAUAAAUAUGAUAAAUAUGAUAAAUUUGACACAAUUGACAAAAUUGAUACGUUUGACAAAUUUGACACAAUUGACAAAUUUGAUACAAUUGACAAAUAUGAUACAAUUGAUAAAUUUGAUACAAUUGAUAAAUAUGAUACAUAUGGUAAUUAUUAUAAUUAUGAUGAUGGUAAUUCUUAUUGUCAUGAUACUCAUAUUAAUAAUAUGAAGUCACAUUCAAAUUCUACAAAUAAUAGUCAAAAAAGUACUUCAAAUUGCACCUAUGAAUCAUUUAAAACAUAUUGUAACUUUGAAAUGGGGGAUAAACACUAUAAAGAAAAUAUUAAUUAUGAUAAUUUAAAAAAUCAAAAAAGGUUGACAAAUGAAGUAGAUACUAAAGAAAUGUCAGAUUUUAUUUUAUCAUCAAAUGAAUGUAGUAAUAAUAUGAAUGAUAAGGAAACACAAAAUGGAUUUGAUAGUCUAGACGAAGAGGAAGCUUUUAAAAAAGAAGAUAUAGAAGUUAAUCCUAAUAAUAAUUUUUAUGAUUGUAAUAAUAAUUCAUCUCCUACAAAUCAUAUUAAUCAAUAUAAACAUUAUGAUAUUUUUAAUUUUAAUGACAAAAAGGAGGACUACACAAGCUUUAAUAAAUGUAAUAAUAAUAAUUCGAAAAACACUAUUAAUAAUAUGAUGAAUCCGAGUAAUGUUUAUAGAAAUAUAGGUACAUUGCCAUGUAACAUACAAAGAAACAAUAACAACAAUAAUAACAACAAUAAUAACAACAACAAUAAUAAUAAUAAUAUCGACUUUAUCUACAAUAGUGUUAGUAAUAUAAAUUAUGAUAAUGAAAAUAUUUAUAAUAUAUACAAAGAACUUAAAGAAAAGUGUCAAUUAUAUAACGAAAGGAAUAGCUUAGAAGAACAUAUUAAAAAUAAUAUGAAAUAUAAAAUACAUAUAAGUAAGGAAAUGUUAAAUUUAUACAAUCCAAAUGAAAGAAAAAUUAAAAGAGAUUAUUUGAUUGGAUGCUUAUCCUCCUUAAUUAAUUAUGAUGAUAUUAAUAAUGAAAAGGAUUAUAAUAAUAUUUGUGAUUUUUUAAAAAAAAAGUCUAAUAAUAACAAAAAGAGAAAGAGCUAUUUAAGGUAUAUGUAUGAUACAUCGAAAAAUUUUCUAGAAAAUUAUAUGCCUGUGGAAAGAUGUUUCAAUUCAAAAAAUGAUGAUCACAUAUAUGAAGAAAAUUUUAAGGAUGAUAAGUCAAACUAUGAUCAUGAAUAUAGUGAUUACAACAACAAUGACAAUGACAAUGAUGAUGAUUAUAAUAAUAAUUGUAAUAGUUAUUAUAACGGUAGUAUAAAUAAAGAUGUGUUAUAUAAAAAACAUAGAGAACAAGAUAAAUUAACCAAUGAAGAAAAUAAUGUCAAUCAAUGUUUAAAAGAAUCAUACACAUAUUUAAAUAAUAUAAAAGAUAAUUUUAAUUAUUCUGGAGAUAUCAAAUGGAGAAAACAAGAUAAUUUAUUUUGUAAUAAUAUAUUAAAAGAUUUAUCAAUAUUAAAAAAAGACAAAUGUGUGAAAAAAGAUUCUCGUUUUGAAAAAAUUUUAUAUGAAGAAAUUUAUAUGAAUAAAAAUAUAAAAGCAAUGUCGAAGAAAUAUGUAAAAAAAAAAAUUAGUAGUAUAUAUAUUUUAACAGUUGGAGUAAAUGAAUAUUUCCGAGGACUUAGUUUAGCAUCUUACCUUAUUGAAUACUCUAUUUAUUUUUUUUAUUUUAUUUUAUAUAAAAUGUUUUUAUAUAAUGACAAAUUUUAUUGUUAUAUUGAUAAUUAUACAUUCUAUAGUUUGUCUAGUAACUUAAAGGAUGAAUAUAAUGAAAUAUUUGAUGAAGGGGUUAUAAGUGAUUAUUCUACAAAAGAAAUGGAAAAUAAUGAAAAAAAAAAAGAUGAAGAAGCGAAUUCUUUACUUAUAUAUGAUGAAUCUGGAAAAAUAAAUCCAAUCAAAAAUAAUGACAAUAUAUAUAAUAAUAAAAUAUCUUGUGUUGAUGAUGAACACAUUACAUAUAAUAAUAAUAAUAAUAGUAGUGUAAACGAAGAAAUAAAUGCAACAAAAAAAAAAAAGAAAAAAAAAAAAAAAUUUUACACAUUAAAAUAUACGAAUAGUUCACUUAAUGUAUGGGGGAAAUUUAAAAAUACAAAUAGUAUAGAAAAUAAUGAUAAUAAUAAUUUUGAAAUUAAAUGUAAAUCUUCUAGUAUGAAUAGUAAUAUUUUGCUAAGAUAUAUUCCAAAAAAUCCAAAAGGAAAAAAUAAUUAUAGUAUUUGUAAUAGUAUUAUAAAAGAAUGUUAUAUGGAUAUAAUAUCAAAUGAUUAUUUUCAUCAUCUAUAUUAUAAUAUUCGUAAUAAACACAAUCAACUCAUAAGAAAAGUAAAAAAUAUAAAAAAUAUAAAUAAUAUGGAAAAUGAUCAUAAAAAAAAAAAAAAAAGUAAUAGUAAUAGUAAUAAUAAAAAUCAUAAUAAUAAAGAUAAUUCAUCAUACUUUAUGACUAAUCUGAUCCAAACUAAAAAUGCUAUAUUCCCUUUUCGAAUAAAUAACAAAAUAUUAAACUUUUUUGUUAAUAAUUUUUGUGCUUAUAAUCUAAAAAAUAAAACAUCUUUUAAUUUACAAAAUGUUAAUAGUGUCAAACCAUUUAUAAAUAAUAAUGAAGAAAAUUAUAUUCUUCCGUUGUAUAUAUAUUUACAUGUUAUAGACUAUAACAAAGCAGCUAUUAAUUUGUAUAACAAAUUAAAUUUUGAUUAUGUGCAUACAUAUGAAAACUUUUAUUACAUUAAUAAAAUUGCAUUCUCAUCUUAUUUGUAUGCAUAUUUUUUUUAA